Molecule: messenger RNA, 798 nt
Organism: Trypanosoma cruzi
Lineage: Eukaryota; Euglenozoa; Kinetoplastea; Trypanosomatida; Trypanosomatidae
Exons: 1
Coding region: 1-798 (265 amino acids)
Biological process (GO): respiratory electron transport chain
Source: RefSeq, a predicted model, not a curated record
AUGCGGGGCUCACACUCGCUCCGGGCCGCACUGCGUCGGACAGCCGCACUGUUCACAAUCAGCGAUGAAUAUAUCCCGCGUGCCUUUCCGGUGAAGUCUACAACGGGCUUGGCAGGUGUUGCAGUAGAACCGCUAUGGAAGCCGAAAAUGCUUGCCGCGGCGGCAGAGUUGCAGGCGUUUUUGACCACCUCCGACAUCCCGCCCGAGUCGACGUACUACAAUAUCGCCAUGACACUCGUGAAACGCAUCAACCACGGAAUCAAGGAGUGCCAGGAUGACUGGUGCACUUUGGAGAAGCGGUACUUCUGGGGGUGGCCCGUGGAGUACAUUCUCCAGGUGACAUGGAGGGAGUUGGAGACAGCGCAAAAGUGGAACGAGUGGCGUUUUUGGGAGCUGGACCCGGAGCAGGUUAAGAAGGUUGCGCGGGAAGACCAGAAUAUCGGUAGGGAAGGACUUGGCUACAACAGUCCCUGGGAGCAAGUCGUCCGGGAGGACUUUGACAAGCGCAAGAAGGCCUUAACACAGGAAGAGAUGGCAGAACUGAAGCGCAUGGACACAGAACGCAUGGCACGAGAGACGGCCGCGUACAAGGAACGCAAAGACCGCAUUCGCGAUGACUUGGAGAAGGCACGUGGUGACAUGCUGAAGAAAUUUUUGAAUAAGCGUUUUGCCGUGGACAAGGACCUCCAGCGGAUGCAGCCGGGCAAACGUUACAGCGGCAAAACUUCGGAGGACCUCAUCGCCGAGCUCAAGUCUUCGGUGCAAAACAAUCCACAGAAGCAGGAUCCGAAGAAGUGA